This is a messenger RNA of Iphiclides podalirius (scarce swallowtail), 1683 nucleotides long. NCBI's taxonomy places the organism in Eukaryota, Metazoa, Arthropoda, Insecta, Lepidoptera, Papilionidae. The record is from the annotation of a GenBank genome assembly.
AUGUCUGCGCGCGCGCACGCUCUCCUUUGCGCGCUGUGCGCCCUCCUCGCGCUGGCGACCACCGCACACCGCGCCCACGGAGAAUCGGUUGUGUGCACUCAAGACGGCCUGUACGCGGACUACGAUACGGAAUGCAAGGAGUACGUGCGGUGUGCGUCAGGCGUUGUGCGCAAAAGAUACGCCUGCCGCGCGGGGCGGGUGUUCAGCGAGGCGGCGGGUGCUUGCGUGCCGCGGCGCCGCAGGCCGUGCAUCCGGCGCGUGUGCAUCGCCGACGACGCGAUGGCGUACGCGACGCCCGGGACGGCGUGUCGCCAAUACUACCGCUGUGAGAACGGCACGGCGGUCGACCACACGUGCCCCUCGGGCUCGUGGUUCGACCUGGACCGGCAGGCGUGUUCGCGCGGCGCCGGCACCUGCUACGAGCCGCUGUGUGCCGGCCUACCCGACGGCGACUAUCCAGACUCGUCGCACGAGUGCCGGCGCACGCUGCGCUGCCGAGGCGCCCAACUCCGCUCGGUCGCCUCCUGCCCGGGUGGCACCUGCGCGGCCACCUGCCCGCCGCCCCGCGCCGCCGCGAUCCCCUUGCCGGCCGGCGACGCCGACUUCUGCUCCGACGAGGUGUGCUCGUCCCUGUGCCAGCAGGCCCCCGACGGCGCUUACGCGGACCGCUCGACGGGGUGCCGUGAAUACUUCGUCUGCGAAUCGCGACGAGUCAUCCGAAGGGGGGUGUGCGAGCCGGGCCUGCUGUUCUCGAACGGCGGCUGCGAGCCGGUGGCGCGCGCGUACUGCCCUCCCCCUGCCCGCAGCCCCUGCUUCAACCGCCAGGACGGGCGGUACCGCGAUUGGCGCGACUGCAAGUCCUGGUUCGAGUGCCGCCGAGAAAGAGUGGUCGCGCGCGGCGCGUGUGAUUCCGACUUGGUGUUCGACGGCUCCAAGUGUGUUCCGCCGAAGGUGUUCUCGUGCGAAGGGCCGGUCGAGUCGCAAACGUGCGAAGGCAUGCCGAGUGGAACCUACCAGGACCUCGAAUCUAACUGCACGAAGUACUACCAUUGCGAAGGCUCGCUGAGAACGGAGUUGAAGUGUCCCAACGGGCUCAUUUACGAUGGUGCGCGAUGUUCGCCCGCGGCCCGGUACCUGUGCCCCAGUCUGGACCGCGACUCAUGUUACGGACGGCCGGACGGUCGCUACCGAGCGGUCGACACAGGGUGCCGCGGGUAUUAUGCCUGCAUCGGGGGUGAGAAGGCCGUGUAUGCGUGCGCCGUCGGCUACGUGUUCGACGGAGAGAACUGCGUUCCAUCAAGACCAGACCUCUGCCCCGCAGAGGACUAUUCCUGUACAGGAAUGGCCGACGGGUACCACGCCGAGAUAGAGACCAGUUGUCAUAGAUAUUUCUACUGCCAGGGAGGCGAUCGGCUGGCCACACUGUCGUGCCUUGGCGGGAAAAUCUUCGACGGGCACGCGUGCGUCGAGCCAUCGCACCACGAGUGCGGCGCCCACAGGAAGGGCAUCGUCGAAAAUGGCGGCAAAAAUUGCGAACGGGACGGCUUCUUCGUCCAGCAGGGGACGGAGUGCAAGGCUUACUACUUCUGCGUGCUCGGCACGAGGACCUACCUCAACUGCCCGACGGGCCAAGUGUUCAACGGUCAAGUGUGCGUGUCAAAGAGCCAGUACUCGUGCCCGGGA